CUCAUCACCAUAUGUGGUAGUGAGUGGAAACGCCAACCGGAUGCUUCACACUUAUAUAUCCGGUGAAAUAUCUGGCUCAUUGUUCUAUCUGUGACGUCGUUCUGGGAAAGGAGGUAGUUCGGAGUUACGCUAGCUAGUUGUUGUUGCUAGUUUCGUCGGUAAUCAACAUAUGGAAGUCCCGUUCCAAGACUUCCAUGUCUGAACCCAAGUCCACAGAGUCCCUGGGUUCUGGAUGUGGUGUUCCAGCCCAGAGAAGCUCACAGUGGGGUCCAGAGAUGGUCUCAGUGAAGCUGGAAGACUGCAGUCAAACACUGGAACUCAAUGUGAUUGUCAAAGAGGAGACAGAAGUCCUAGAGGAAGAGAUGGGAGUCAAAAAGGAGGUGGAGGAGAGAGCUGUCAUUGAGGAAGUGCAGGAGAGAGCUGUCAAAGAGGAGGAGGUGGUGGAGGAGAGAGCUGUCAAGGAGGAGGGGGUGGUGGAGGAGAGAGCUGUCAAAGAAGAGGAGGUGGAGGAGAGAGCUGUCAAAGAGGAGGAGGAGGAGGAGGGGGUGGUGGAGGAGAGAGCUGUCAAAGAAGAGGAGGUGGAGGAGAGAGCUGUCAAAGAAGAAGAGGAGGUGGAGGAGAGAGCUGUCAAAGAAGAGGAGGUGGAGGAGAGAGCUGUCAAAGAAGAAGAGGAGGAGGAGGAGAGAGCUGUCAAAGAGGAGGAGGAGAACAGGGACGUGUCUGCUCCAGAUCUAGACGAAGAUGUAGAUAGUAUCACUGACCCAGGAGAGCGCUCCAACACAGGUUCAGACAGUGAGCCCAGUUCCACAGCAUCAGAAAACCAUAAACAACACAGACGGAGGAACUCAAGACAGAAACAUCACCACUGCAUGGACUGCUUCACUAGUUUCUAUGAGCCAAAGGAGUUGAGGAGGCACACUUGUAGGCCCCACCCCUGCUCAGAUUGCAGAGGCAGUUUUAUUUGUCCAACUCACCUCAUACCACACAAAAAGACCCCCAAGAGAAAGAAAACGUACCCGUGUGGUCAAUGUGGGAAGAGAUUUCAGACGCCAAGCAGCUUGAAGACGCACCAGCUUACUCACACAGGAAAGAAGUCGUACCACUGCUCCCAGUGUAGGAAGACUUUCAGUUGUUCGUUCAAUUUGAAGAGGCAUCAGAGAAUACAUACAGGAGAGAAGCCUUUCCACUGCUUCCAAUGUGGGAAGAGCUUCCGUAUGGAAGGACAGCUAAACGAACACAAGAGAAUACACACAGGAGAGAAGCCGUACCACUGCUUUCAGUGUGGGAAGAGCUUUGGUCGGGCAGGGGCUCUAAAGGCACACCAGCUAAUUCACACAGGAGAGAAGCCAUACCACUGCUCUCAGUGUGGGAAGAGCUUCAGUCAGGCAGGACACCUGAAGACACACCACCGAACUCACUCGGGGGAGAAGCCGUACCAGUGCUCUGUUUGUGGGAUGAGUUUUCCUCUUUUACAGACCUUAAACAGACACCAGCUUACUCACACAAGAAAGAUGCCUUAUCACUGCUCCCAGUGUGAGAAGAGCUUCAGUCAAACAGGAAGCCUGAGGGCACACCAGUUAACUCACACAGUAGAGAAGCCUUACCGCUGCCUUCAAUGUGGAAAGAGUUUCAGUCAUUCAUCAAAUGUGACGGCCCACCAGUUAACUCACACAGGAGAGAAGAAUUACCACUGCCCUCAAUGUGGAAAGAGCUUCAGUCUGGCAAGAUACCUGAAAAAACAUUGCCGAACUCACACAGGAGAGAAGCCUUACCACUGCCUUCAAUGUGGAAAGAGUUUCCGUCAGUCAUCACAUCUGAGGGCACACCAGUUAACUCACACAGGAGAGAAGCCCUGUACCACUUCUCUCAGUGUGGGAAGAUCUUCAGGCAGACAGCAUAGAGACACCAGCUAAACGUGGACACGUUUUUAGCCGAUCUACAGGCUCCCGAUCAGAUCCCGGCCCAUUUUUUUCCAAAUCGGAGUAAAUCCGGAGUAAAACCUAGCCCGGCAGCCCCGUAAAGUGUUAAUACGUACCUGAUUCCCGGUUGAUGGCUCUCGCUUUCUCCACUUUACAGGCUGCGGGGGCUGCCCGCGGUAGGUUUCUCCACUCUACAGGCUCUGGGGGCUGCCCGCGGUAGGUUUCUCCACUCUACAGGCUGCGGGGGCUGCCGCGGUAGGUUUCUCCACUCUACAGGCUGCGGGGGCUGCCCGCGGUAGGUUUCUCCACUCUACAGGCUGUGGGGGCUGCCGCGGUAGGUUUCUCCACUCUACAGGCUGCGGGGGCUGACGCGGUAGGUUUCUCCACUCUACAGGCUGCGGGGGCUGCCGCGGUAGGUUUCUCCACUCUACAGGCUGUGGGGGCUGCCCGCGGUAGGUUUCUCCACUCUACAGGCUGCGGGGGCUGCCGCGGUAGGUUUCUCCACUCUACAGGCUGUGGGGGCUGCCCGCGGUAGGUUUCUCCACUCUACAGGCUGUGGGGGCUGAUGCGGUAGGUUUCUCCACUCUACAGGCUGUGGGGGCUGCCGCGGUAGGUUUCUCCACUCUACAGGCUGUGGGGGCUGCCGCGGUAGGUUUCUCCACUCUACAGGCUGUGGGGGCUGCCGCGGUAGGUUUCCCCACUUUACAGGCUGAGGUGGCUGCCGCGGUAGGUUUCUCCACUCUACAGGCUGUGGGGGCUGCCGCGGUAGGUUUCUCCACUCUACAGGCUGUGGGGGCUGCCGCGGUAGGUUUCUCCACUCUACAGGCUGUGGGGGCUGCCGCGGUAGGUUUCUCCACUCUACAGGCUGUGGGGGCUGCCGCGGUAGGUUUCUCCACUCUACAGGCUCUUACGACGUCACAGUAAUUCAACAUGUUGAAUGUAUUGGGCCUCAAAUCAGCCGUCAUCGCUGUGUGAGAAGUGCUCAGAGCACCUACGAGGCAUGUCCCACCGUCAGCCCCAAAAAAGGAAACAAGGCAGGAUGUACUCUGUUCCUAUUCUAACUCGGUAGCUAGCUCAAGCUAUGUUACCCACAUCUCAUGCUUUUCAAGGACUUUGUGACUGUGUUAUCUAGUGGGAAGCCGUUUUGUUGUGUUCUAACUGGUCUCCAGUAGUUGGGCUCUUGCAUGCCGACCAUAACUGUGCUUUGGCUAGGCUAAUAGCUAACGUUAUUUGGCUAAAUAGCUAACGUUAUUUGGCUAAAUAGCUAACGUUAUUUGGCUAAAUAGCUAACGUUAUUUGGCUAAAUAGCUAACGUUAGCUGGCUGACUCGCUUACUGGCUAGGAUAACUGCAUAUAGCUAACAUUUUCUGAUAAUUGGUUAGGUGGAAGGGCUGUGCGGUAUACCGUAUUUUACAAUAUACCGAUAUUGAUGCACGGACCGGUUUGGGUUUUUACUUUACCUUCUAUAUCGGCCGUCAUUGUAAAUAAGAAUUUGUUGUAAACGGACUUGCCUAGUUAAAUAAAGUGUAUAUUUUUUACAUAUA
Messenger RNA from Salvelinus fontinalis (brook trout), 3463 nucleotides. Its product is annotated as zinc finger protein 436-like. Bases 195 to 1913 code for a protein of 572 amino acids. Lineage: Eukaryota; Metazoa; Chordata; Actinopteri; Salmoniformes; Salmonidae. Gene Ontology annotation, biological process: regulation of transcription by RNA polymerase II. Gene Ontology annotation, molecular function: RNA polymerase II transcription regulatory region sequence-specific DNA binding; DNA-binding transcription factor activity, RNA polymerase II-specific. The transcript has 3 exons. The record is from RefSeq and is a predicted model, not a curated record. Gene Ontology annotation, cellular component: nucleus.